AUGGAUAGUGCAGCCCAACAGACAAAGAGCGGGGAAUCCCCUUGCGAGAAAGUCUACGACGUAAUUGUUAUUGGAGCUGGAAUAUCAGGCAUUCAUGCCGCCUACCAAAUUCAGAGAGGUUUUCCCACAUGGGAUUAUACCGUCCUCGAAGGGCGGAAAUGUUUGGGUGGUACCUGGGAUCUCUUUCGUUACCCGGGUAUACGGUCAGAUUCGGACCUAUAUACUUUCGGGUUCCCAUGGUUCCCGUGGAGCGAGAAAAAAGCUUUUGCUCAAGGAGACGCCAUCAAGGAAUAUAUUACCAAGGCAGCAGCAUCUUUUGGGAUCGACGAGCAUAUACAGUUCGAAACCAAGGUUCAUAAGGUGGUCUGGUCUUCAGAUCAGCAUCGCUGGAGAGUCGAUACCAUAUCCACCGAUGGACAAUCAAUCAAGAGCAAAGCGGUCUUUGCGAGGUUCCUUAUAUUCGGCACGGGAUACUACAAUUAUGACCAACCACUGCAUGCGACAAUUCCUGGCAUUGAGCAGUUUCAAGGGCAACUUAUUCAUCCUCAGUUCUGGCCAGAGGACGUGGACUACUGCGACAAACGCAUCGCGGUUAUUGGGAGUGGAGCCACUGCAGUAACUCUGGUGCCCGAACUAGCCAAAAAGGCGCGUCUAGUCACAAUGGUGCAACGCAGUCCAGGCUAUAUUAUACCACGGCGGACAAUUGACGCGCUAGAAUCCGUCAUUCAAUUCGUCUUCAUAUGGAAAUUGGCACAAUCGCUCCUGCGUUGGAAAAAUAUUUUUGUUCAGCUUCUGUUCUAUCAGUUUUGCGUCACUUUUCCCAACGCUGCACGAGCAUGGCUAGCGAGAGAAACGGCCAAGAAUCUUCCCCCUCAAACACGUUUAACGCCCCACUUCAAGCCCAAAUACAAUCCCUGGGAACAAAGAUUGUGCGUAUGCCCUGAUGGUGAUUUCUUCGCUGUUUUCCGGGAAGGAAAGGCAGAUAUCCAAACGGGAAAUAUUACGAGCAUGUCUGGCAAAACUAUUCGUCUUGAUUCGGGUCAAGAGAUAUCAGCAGAUAUCAUAGUGACUGCGACGGGUUUGAAGGUUCAAUUCGCUGGGGGUAUCAAGAUAUACCUUGAUGACACGCUCAUAUCUCCUCAUGAAAAGUUCACUUGGAAUGGAAUCAUGGUCGAAGACUUGCCCAACUGCUGGUUUUUGAUUGGCUCCACUAAUUUAUCAUGGACACUGGGCAUUGAUAAUUCGAUGAAGCUAGCUUCUCGCGUCCUCGGUAGGGUUGUGGCGGGAAAUUUCACCGUUGUGGUACCAAAAAUCUCCCAGAAUGAGAUAGUUAAACAAAACCCGCUCAUAACUUUGAAGUCAACAUAUCUGAAGGUUGCAAAGAACGAGUUACCCAAGGCCGGCGACCGUGGACCUUGGGCUCCCCGAUCAAGCUACUACAAAGACUUCGUCAAUUGCUGUAUCGGAGAUUUUGAGGCAAGUCUGGAAUUCUCCUGA
Penicillium cataractarum is the source of this 1497-nucleotide messenger RNA. RefSeq names its product flavin-containing monooxygenase. NCBI's taxonomy places the organism in Eukaryota, Fungi, Ascomycota, Eurotiomycetes, Eurotiales, Aspergillaceae. The record is from RefSeq and is a predicted model, not a curated record. The coding region runs from base 1 to 1497 and encodes 498 amino acids. The transcript has a single exon. Gene Ontology annotation, molecular function: NADP binding; flavin adenine dinucleotide binding; N,N-dimethylaniline monooxygenase activity.